GAAUGUUUACUGUAGGCUCCUCGUGUUGAUGUGAACUCUAUCAUAAACAGUAUUUUGUAAUGAUCUCAGUGACUAACAUGUGAACCUUCGGACUCACUCGUGAAGCAGAGUGGAGGUCAUCAUGGCUCUCCGACGGACGCAGGUGGUAGGAUUGGCCGUGUUUGUGCUGUGUUUUAGCGGACUGCAGCUCCUCCUCCAGGCCGCGGACCCUCCGUCUUAUGUGGCGGCGGUGUACGAGCACCGAGUGCUGCUGAACCCGAAGCCCGGAGCCCCGCAGGAGCGCAGAUCCGCCCUGCUGCACAUGAGGACUAAUCUCCGGGUGCUGGAGGAGCAGAGUGCGCUGGCGGCACAGCAGGGCGCCCAGAUUAUAGUGUUUCCAGAAGAUGCCAUUCAUGGGUUCAACUUCAGCAGAUCUUCAAUCUCUGGUUAUCUAGAGAGCGUCCCUGACCCGAAGGAGAUCACAUGGAGCCCGUGUGCAGAUCCACACCGCUUCCCAGACACUGAGGUCCUUCAACAUCUGAGCUGUAUGGCCCAUAGGAACAGUCUCUUCGUAGUGGCCAACAUGCCGUCCCGUCUGACCUGUAACCAAACCAGCGACCCUCACUGUCCCACAGACGGACAAUACCAGUUCAACACUAACGUGGUGUUCAGCGAUCAGGGCGUCAUCGUGGCCCGGUAUCACAAACAGAACUUAUACUUCGAAGCAGCGUUCGACACUCCACCAGAGCGCCAGCACGUCACAUUCCACACCCCGUUCGCAGGCCGAUUCGGGAUGUUCACAUGCUUCGAUAUUCUGUUUCGGGACCCAGCGGUGACUCUAGUGAAGGAGUUGGGUGUUCGGCAGAUUGUAUAUCCGACGGCGUGGAUGAACCAGCUCCCCCUGCUGGCAGCGGUGCAGAUUCAGCAAUCAUUCGCACAUGCAGCGGGCGUUACAUUACUAGCAGCUAACAUCAAAGCUGCGGAGUACGGUAUAACCGGUAGCGGCAUCUUUACACCAUGGGACUCUCUAAUACAUCACGACACACAAGGGAAUUCUGGGAAACUGCUUGUGCGCAGAGUGCCAGUUUUAGAUCCGUUAUUUAUUGGGGACGUAAAAAGCGAUGUGCUUAAGCUAGCUCCAUUUUCUGGAUAUCCAAAAAUAGGAUUAGAAUCAGAAAAGACGCACGUUUGGUCUUUGAGUGAUGCGAAUUACUGCGAAAAAGACUUUGAUUGUACAUCUACGAGCUUUAACUCUAUCAUGAUGCAUGAUAAUUUCACUUUAGUGCCUUUGAGAGGUCAUGAAGGGAAUGUUAGCGUGUGCAGCGGCUCCGUUUGCUGCCAACUGCUGUUCCGGAGGUCUGAAACCCUGGAGUUUUACGCUCUGGGCGUCUUCAAUGGUCUCCAUGUGGUGAACGGGGUUUAUUAUCUGGAGGUUUGUGCUGUGGUGAAGUGUGCAGGUGGAGAACAGAGCAGCUGUGGAGGAGAAACUGAGCACGCUCAUACAGUGGUGGAUUUCAGGCUCACGGGGACUUUCGGGACUAAACAUGUGUUUCCGGGGAUUUUGGGAAACGGGAUGACUCUGGAUGUUCCGGAUCAUUCUGGAUGGGAGGAUGGAAAUCGCUUUUAUAUGAGCCGGAGAGGGAUGAGCGCUGGACUCGUGACGGCUGUGCUGUAUGGGAGACACUACGAGAAAGACAACGACUGAUUUUAUAACACAAGUGAGAGAAUUUGAGUUUAGACAGAGGAGAAAUGUAUUUGUUGACCCAAAUAUGAAGAUUCGUCAUUUUUAUUAAACCUCAGUUUUGUUUAAA
This is a messenger RNA of Danio rerio (zebrafish), 1790 nucleotides long. RefSeq names its product biotinidase (gene btd). The record is from RefSeq and is marked provisional. Gene Ontology annotation, molecular function: hydrolase activity, acting on carbon-nitrogen (but not peptide) bonds, in linear amides; hydrolase activity; biotinidase activity. NCBI's taxonomy places the organism in Eukaryota, Metazoa, Chordata, Actinopteri, Cypriniformes, Danionidae.